GAGGGGAUGGAGGAGCGCGGCAGCGAAGGCCUCGACAACUUGUUGAUGGAACGCAAGAAUGAGUUCCUAGCUGGUGUUGAUUAUGUCUGUAUUUCUGACAACUAUUGGCUUGGGAAAAAACGUCCAUGCCUUACAUAUGGGCUCCGUGGACUAGCCUACUUCCAAGUAGAGGUGGAAUGAUCAAAUAAAGACUUGCACUGUGGAGUAUUUGGGAGGAACUGUUCACGAAGCUAUGCCGGAUCUGUGUCACUUGCUUAGCGUUCUCUUUGACAAGAACACAAAAAUCUUGAUCCCUGGAAUUGAUCGUGACGUGGCUCCCCCGUUAAAAAACGAGCUAUCAAUGUAUGAGAGCAUUGACUUCGAUGUUUCUGAGUACAAAAAAGACAUUGGUGUGGACCAACUGCCGCAUAAUGGCGACAAAACCAGGCUGCUUCAAGCCAGGUUUCGUUUUCCCAGCCUCUCUGUCCAUGGAAUCGAGGGUGCAUUCUAUGAGCCAGGCGCGAAGACCGUCAUUCCGAAAAAGGUGAUUGGCAAAUUUUCCAUUCGCCUUGUGCCUGACCAAAACCCAACGCACAUUGAGGAGUGUGUUGUUAAAUACCUUAACGAUAAAUGGACUGAGCGUGGCUCACCAAACAAAAUGAAGGUAACUAUGCUUUCGGCUGGCAAACCCUGGACAGAGGAUCCAAACCAUCCGCAUUAUGAGGCUGCGAAACGCGCCAUAAAACAUGUUUUUGAUGUAGAACCCGAUAUGACUCGCGAGGGGGGAUCCAUUCCCGUAACAUUAACAUUGCAGGAAGCUACUGGCAAAAACGUCAUCCUUGUGCCAGUGGGAGCAUGCGACGACGGUGCCCACUCUCAAAAUGAAAAAAUAGAUAUAUACAACUACAUUGAAGGCACUAAGCUGCUUGGCGCCUACCUGCACGAAGUUGGAAAAUUAUAAAAACUAGCUGAUGAAAUACAACAAGAAUAUCAGAUUUAUACUCUUAUACUUGCAAAAAAAUGCCGUUAAAUAAAUAUUACAUUGAGCAAUUACUAAAAAUA
Molecule: messenger RNA, 1041 nt
Organism: Drosophila eugracilis
Lineage: Eukaryota; Metazoa; Arthropoda; Insecta; Diptera; Drosophilidae
Product: cytosolic non-specific dipeptidase-like
Exons: 5
Coding region: 233-940 (235 amino acids)
Biological process (GO): proteolysis
Molecular function (GO): peptidase activity
Source: RefSeq, a predicted model, not a curated record